AUGGCGAUCUACACCGACGCCAGCGCCUCAACCUCGUACGCGGACACGGGACUUCGCGGUCCGGUCCCGCGCGAUGCGCGCCUCAUCGCCCUCAUCCUCUCCUCCAUGGGCGUAUCCGACGUCGAACCAUCCGUCCUUCUCCAACUCCUCGAAUUUGCGCAUCGUUACACCUACGACGUUCUCUCGGACGCCCUCGUCUACUCGGAUCACGCUAACAGUCGACAGGCUGGCUCCAAUCUCUCCCUUGAAGACGUCAAUCUCGCCAUUCAGAGUCGCGUCAAUUACAGCUUCACCAACCCCCCUGAGAAAGAUAUGCUCCUCGCCCUGGCAAGUACGGUCAACAGCGUACCUCUGCCCCCGAUCAGCGAUCGACACGGAGUAAGGUUGCCGGAAAGGGAACAUUGUUUGACCAACGUAAACUUUGGAUUGGUUCCCAACAAGUUGCCCGAUGGAUGGGACGAGUUUGAAGAGCAGAGAGAGGCGAAGGAAAAGGAAUCCCAAUCGACCGCACCGAGCAACACCCAGGCAUCCACGGUCUUUGAUACCAACACAACAAGAAGGUCCAAUGACGACGAAGACUAUGAUGAGGACGACGAGGAGGAGGAGGUGGGCGAUGAUGGAGAUGUCAGCAUGACCACGGUGCAUCCGAGCCAAUCGCAGCAGGCCGGGACGCAGGAGGGCGAGAAAGAUGCCGAGGCAACCGAUGCAGCAAGGGGCGUCAAGAGGAGUCUCGAUGAGGACGAGGAGUACGAUUGA
This is a messenger RNA of Kalmanozyma brasiliensis GHG001, 756 nucleotides long. Its product is annotated as Transcription initiation factor TAFII31. Gene Ontology annotation, cellular component: SAGA complex; transcription factor TFIID complex. Gene Ontology annotation, molecular function: RNA polymerase II general transcription initiation factor activity; transcription coactivator activity; protein heterodimerization activity. Lineage: Eukaryota; Fungi; Basidiomycota; Ustilaginomycetes; Ustilaginales. Bases 1 to 756 code for a protein of 251 amino acids. Gene Ontology annotation, biological process: DNA-templated transcription initiation; RNA polymerase II preinitiation complex assembly. The transcript has a single exon. The record is from RefSeq and is a predicted model, not a curated record.